Scleropages formosus (Asian bonytongue) is the source of this 900-nucleotide messenger RNA. RefSeq names its product lamin tail domain-containing protein 1-like. Lineage: Eukaryota; Metazoa; Chordata; Actinopteri; Osteoglossiformes; Osteoglossidae. The coding region runs from base 1 to 888 and encodes 295 amino acids. The record is from RefSeq and is a predicted model, not a curated record. The transcript has 7 exons. Gene Ontology annotation, cellular component: nuclear envelope; cytoplasm.
AUGGUGGUACAGUGUGCUAUUGGACCUGUGAGCAUUGCAGAGCUGCAUCCACAGGGCUUGUUCGUGAGGCUACACAAUUCCUCAAGGGAAGAGCAGGAUGUCGGAGACUUCCGUCUUCAGCAGAACAUAGAAGGGCACCCCACUGCAGUCUUCCACUUCCCUCACAGGGCCCUCAUCCCACCUCAUGCUUCUCUUAUGGUGUGGGCAGAGGCUUCACAAAGACCUCAUAUUCCUCCAGCGCAAUUCCUCUGGAGAGGAAUGGACCACCUUGGAGCAGAGCCAUGGGUCACCACCAUACUAUGUCAGGAGGACGGACAGGUCGUAGCAUGGUACACCCCAGCACUCUGCACCACUGAGUCAUGGCAAGCCUGGAAAAGACCACAUCAUCAUGGGAGUGUUCAGACAAGGUGCCAGUCAUCUCUGCUGUCCAGAGACCAGAAGAUGGGCAAGGAAGCACGUCAAUACCCAUUUUACACUCCUCCAGGGGGAGUGACCUAUUCAGACAGAAAGGACAAGAGGCCCUUUUUACUGCUAAAAAGGAAGAUGCAGACUACCCGGAUGUCCUGCAGCCCCUGGACCCAGGACCCCUGCUGCUUAACACACCCUGCACACAUUCAGCCAGGCAAAGUGGACUUCAGGGGCCUGCCAAAUAGGAAUAACUGGCCAUUGCUGUGCCAGUCUAACCCUGCCCCAGCAAAGAUCAUCAUUGGAGAUCAGCAUGGAAAAACUGCCAGUUCCAGAAGAAGGCCGACUCGCUCAGCAGGGCCCUGUCUAGGAGGAGUGAUGUUUGUGGGCCCUGUCUCUCCUUUAACUUCCCCUCUCCAGCGCUACUGUGAUGCUAACUGUUACACCAGCAAGAUCGGCUUCAGCAAGCUUCCCAAUACCUAGGACCACAUUUGC